ACAGCUGCGCAGUAUUAUUGUGCAAAAGUACACAUAUGUAGUAGUGACGAUUGUCAAUCGCAUCAGCUGUUUAAUUUUUGAGGUUAUGUUGAAUUUGUUAUAACUGCUAUUUUUUUUAAUUUAUCGAUGUUUGCCACGGGAAAUGUCAACCGAUUUGGAAAAGGCGGACAGUCGUACGCUACUUGAGUUGAAAAAGCAUAUCAAAGCUGACUCCAAAGUUCACAUUCACAGCUGCUUGACUCGCGUCAAAGAGAACCAACAAUGCUGCAAGCGCUUCAUCAAGGCUGGUGGUCUCAAAUUUUUGGUACAGCUUCUGCGAUAUCAGGAUCAAAAGGUUAUCAAUGCCGCACUCAGCAUCCUUGCCAAUGUUUGUCUCAAUUCGGAUGUGAGGCAGCAGGUGCAAGACACCAAUAUUGUGUCCUAUACUUUAUGGAUUUUAAAUAAUCUUGAAGUAGGUGAUACUUUGCACUGUCGAGCUUGUAGAUUAAUUGGUAAUCUCUCGGACUGCAUUUCAUAUGCUAAAGCAUUUUACAAUGCAGGUGCUAUACAAUCUUUGAAUUAUGUCUUGCGUACGAAAGCUAAUCAACAAACUUAUACAAUGGCCAUUAGAGCAAUAAGAAAUAUAUGGAGCAUUUACGAUGGCAGUCAUAGAAAAGUUAUAGAGAGUGGAGUUAUCAAAUCCAUAACGUCAAUCUUCAUAAGUGCAGGAAAGAAAACUGAAUCUAAAUAUACAGAUUUGUCAGAAGCCUGCAUGAAAGCAUUUUUAGCUUUUCUAAACAGCUGUAGUAAUGAGUGUGCCAAUCAAAUGAUAGGAGAAAAGCAAGAGGGUUUCAAAACUCUGAUGAAGUUUUAUGAAGCUCAAAAUAAAUUAGCGAUAAAGUGCAUCUAUUGUUUAACCGCGAUACCAGAAUGCAGACCUCUGCUUGGGGACUGCGACGUUGUCGAAGCCACAGUGCUUCUUGUGCAAGGCUGUUCGUUUUAUUUAAAAGAAAUCAUAGCUUGUCUGUGUUUGUUUUGUCGCGAAGCUGUUAAUCGUAUUCGAAUUCGUUAUUGUUACGGUUUGCAAGUUAUCCUUGAUCUGCUAAGAAAAGAAGAUCACGAAAGGUAUCAUCCAUUGUUGUUGCACGGUUUGGCACAGUUUAUUUGCGAUGACGAAAGUAUUUUAAUUAUGGUGAAGAAUGGUCUGCUUGAUGUUUUAACUAACAAGUUACAAAAAAUGUCCAUUGAGUUGCCUGACGAUGCAGAUGAAAAAGCAACGCCCAAAAAACGCACGGCAGAUCGAUCGCCGUAUAGAAAAGGAGACCUCAAGUAUAAUAGAACCCAUUUAGGAAGAUUUAGUUCGGAUUAUCCGCAAGACAAUUUAAGUCCAAGAAGUAGGAGAAGCGAUUUAUUAACACCGCCGAGUACACCGCCCAUGAAGCUAUUAGGUGGGGAUGAAGAUACUGACGAUGUUGCUGAAGAAAACUACAGUCCCGUGUGCAGCGACAAUGAGUGGAGCGAUCAAGAGCCGCAAGAAGAAGUGGAAUCGUUGAAAAGUUUUUCUUCUGCCACAGUCGAAGUUGAAGAAGCUCAGGAGAAAGUUUCGAAAACCGAAUUGAACAAACACAUCAACGCGUGGACUCUCGUAUUACUCAGUAAAUUAAGUUACUCGGAUGAUCCAAUCGAUAGGCUCGCCGAUCCAGCUACAAUUGGACCUCUUGCCACUUACGUGAGAUUAGCGAAAAAUCCAAAAGCUUCACGUAUACUCGUUAGGAUAGUCAAAAACAAAGCCUAUUUGAUGCCGUUAAUAAAACAAGGCUUCGUCUUUGAGGUGCAAAAUCUAAGUGGUCACGAACAGUAUACUCGACAAUUGUGUGCACUCGCAGAAACUGGUGGCGCAGUGGGGGAGCUCGCGUCGAUUUUACUGAGAGGACAAGAAACUCAUCGUUCCGUUAUCGCCCUAUCUAUACCAUUUCUCAUUAAGUCCAAAGACCUACUUCGACAGUUGUUGAAUACUUACGGUGGUCUGCCACUCAUUUUCGACGCGCUGUCGGACAGUGAGCACAGUCUACACAAAGAGGCUAUCUGGUCGAUUUGCCAGCUUGCCGACUCACUGGAUGUGCGACCUGAGGGAAUCGAUAAGAAUCAGUCUUCUGAGAAUGGUUUUAUUUAUCACGAUACUAGUCUGCAUGGCGUAGAAAAUUACGUGAAACCAUCAACCGUAACAUUCGAAUUAGAUGAUGGCUCAACGGUGGACGCUUGUCGACGGUUACUUUGUCAACGGUCCGACGCUUUUUCAGCCAUGCUUGAAGGCAAUUUUUCCGAAUCUGGCAAGCGAUGUGUCAAGUUACGGAACACUUCUAGAGAGGGUCUAAAUACUCUUCUUCUCGCAGCUAAUGGGUCUGACUUUAACCAUCGUACGAUAGAAUCCUUACUCGAUGCUGUCGUACUUGCUGACAAAUUCCUCAUGGCCGAUAUCUCAGAGUUACUUACCGAAAGUUCCAUCUCCAAACUCAAUUACGAAAACUGUUGCCGAGCUUGGUCAUGGGCACGUACCAAUCAGUGCAGCGAAUUAAGACUUUGUUGCGUUAAAAGUUUUCUAACGACAAACAUGACUAGAGCUGAGAGGAUUAGAGCAUUCAACGAGUUUUCUACAAGCGAAAACUUCAAGGAAUUUUUAGAUGAAAUCCUGGAAAUUAUCAGCGGUGUGCUCCUACGGCGUUGAAAAAACUUACAGGUACAACAUUGGAUAAUAUUAUUAAGGGUACGAUUUUCGCUCACCCGAAAACCUUGAAAAGUACGCGUGACAAGUUGUAUGUAAAAUACAGCAACUUUAAAUCAAAACUAGCCAGUGAUUUUCGGAAAGCUGAAGAAGUUGAUCAUCUCUGCAUAGGUGUAGAAAAACUAAGAAAAUUGCAUCAUUUUAGGAGCGGUUGAAUCACGUAAACUUUUCAAGCGCUAUAAAGGUUAGAGAAAAGUUUUGUAGGUGACCUUUUUAAUACCAUUAUUUAGAACUGAAUUCAUGUACAUUUUAUAAAUAUGGAGUUUUAUUAUUAUAACUCAUAAAUUUAACUUUGAAUAUGAUUAAAAUACGAAUAAUACAUUUAUUUUCAAUAAUGUUUUACUCUAAUGCAGGAAACAUUUUUAGACUCGAAAAGCUUGUGCGAAAGUGUACAAUGUUAUAUAAAGUUCUAUUAUCGGUUGAAGUUCUAGUAAUUACAGUUUAUAAAUGAUUAAGUUAAGAUUUCCUCUCUAAAAUUCAUAGAUAUCUUAAUAUAAAGAAUAUGAAUGUAUAUUCGAAUACAAGUUUGUCUGAUGAUGAAUUUAUUUUUGAAACUUAAAUGCAUUCAUUCAAAGGCAUAAUAAAUAUUUUAUUGCAUAAAAUCUUGAAGCCUUCUGUAACAUCCUCAGCAUAUAUUGCAUAACUUACUUACAAAAUCUAUCUUGUUUUAAAACAGUACGUAUUGAUAUUUUCAACCCAUGUUAUAAAAUAAUUUAAUUUUUCUUAUAUGUUAUUUGUACAUUAGUCUAUUUGUUAAAGAUGAAAUAAAUCUAUAGUAUUAGUUUUCGUCGUAUUAAUCUCGUAAUCUGUUAUUUUUAUAUAAAUUUGUGGUUUCGAUGAAAUGACAAAUGGAAAUUCGACUUUGUUCAUAGCUAAUCCUUUCCAAUAACUCACUUGCAAAAAUGGUUAUGUGAACGUGCUGCUAAUUCUAUUGUAUAUCAACCUUAUUCUAUAAAAUAUCGUCUAAUAAAUGCAAUUGAAUUAUAUCAAUAUUCUCACUUGUGCAUAAUAAAAGAAUCUACGACACAUUUGUACAUAAUUUGAGGCCAUACUAUUCGCCCGUAUUAUAAAUCAAUCGAGUAUUUGAGCAAUUUUUUUUUAUAUAUAACGAUAGGAACAAUGUUUAUCCAUAGUUAAAUUAAUAUGUUCUCUAUCAUAUCGAUGUAACUGAAAUAGUUUUAUUCAUGUUCGAUAACUAAUGAAGAAAAUUGAAUUGAAAUUAAUUUAGUUGUAUAUUUUGUUUGGAAUUAAUUAUUUGUAUUAUUUAAAGGCAUACA
Messenger RNA from Phymastichus coffea, 4038 nucleotides. It is a transcript of the gene Rnb, whose product is annotated as armadillo repeat-containing protein 5. Gene Ontology annotation, biological process: anatomical structure morphogenesis. Gene Ontology annotation, cellular component: cytosol. The coding region runs from base 143 to 2704 and encodes 853 amino acids. Gene Ontology annotation, molecular function: protein binding. The transcript has 7 exons. Lineage: Eukaryota; Metazoa; Arthropoda; Insecta; Hymenoptera; Eulophidae. The record is from RefSeq and is a predicted model, not a curated record.